CAAAGUUGAAUGCUUCAAUGGCGUGCCUCGUCUCCAUGGCCUUCUCUAUGCCUCUCUCUGCUUCACACACCUUCACUAAUGAAGUAGCUCUGAGAAAAUCAGGUCUGGAUAGAGUUUCAAGCCGAAGAAUUUCCGGAACAGCUGCAAAGCAUUCUGCCUCCUGCAAUACAAAUGGAGCCAUAUCAUCUUCGAAUCGAAGCUGUCGACAUCUUCUUUCAACAACCGCAAAACCUCUCUGUGAAAUCUUGUAUUCUCAUAUGAAUGUAGAUUCUUGUAGCCACAUGAUCAUACAUGGUUAUUGGGAAGGACCUGAUAUUGAUGAUGGUUGUGGUUAUGUGGAAGCUUUUGUUAAUCAAAUUACUUGAGAAGUUUUCUUCCCC
Molecule: messenger RNA, 380 nt
Organism: Fragaria vesca subsp. vesca
Lineage: Eukaryota; Viridiplantae; Streptophyta; Magnoliopsida; Rosales; Rosaceae
Exons: 3
Coding region: 18-365 (115 amino acids)
Source: RefSeq, a predicted model, not a curated record